Schistocerca piceifrons (Central American locust) is the source of this 3241-nucleotide messenger RNA. It is a transcript of the gene knk, whose product is annotated as protein Skeletor, isoforms B/C. The record is from RefSeq and is a predicted model, not a curated record. Lineage: Eukaryota; Metazoa; Arthropoda; Insecta; Orthoptera; Acrididae. The transcript has 13 exons. The coding region runs from base 212 to 2260 and encodes 682 amino acids.
UGUACGUGACUUUUACCUUCGUUGCUUUAGUGGUGGGGUCCGAGACAGGACAAAGUGGGGGAGUUGAGUGACCCCCUUUUUCUCCGGCUGCAGCAGUACAGUCAAGAAAAAGGAAUGCCAAGGCAACAGUCGGCGGGCCUAGCGGUACACUGCUACAGCGUUUUCAACAGCUGGCUAGCUGAAUGAACAAAGAAAUGCACGUGUUAGCAAUAUGAAAAUUACGAGCAUUUUCCCAGGAGCAUGUAUUCUCGUUAUACUUACGGUGAUCUCAUCCACUGUAUCUGAAGAGAAGGAACCAUACCAGGGAAAAUACCUUGGAAAACUCAACCCUUAUCACCACCAAGUUUCAGGAGAUGUGUAUGCUGUUGAUGAAUAUACACUUCUAUUCGUGAAUUUUAACUAUGAUGGGAAUGGAGCAGACACAUUUUUCUGGGCAGGAUCUGCCAAUCGGCCAGGUCCACAAGGUUUCAUUGUGCCAGAUGAGUAUGGAAAGACAAAUGUCUUGCACAGUUACUUGAACAAGGAUUUCACACUGAAACUGCCAGAUAAUAAGAAAAUCACGGAAAUAAGGUGGUUUGCUGUGUAUGACUUGUCAAGCCAGAACACCUUUGGUGAUGUAUAUGUACCAGAAGAAUUCGAGCCCCCAACUAUGCAGAGAAUAUCACAGCUGUCUGGAACAACACACAAUGUUUCAUCUGAAUCUGUUGAAAUUUUAGACUCGAAAACUAUAAGACUGAAGCAGUUCUCAUAUGAUGGACAAGGAAAAGAUGCUUACUUCUGGGUUGGUAUUGGUCCCCAGCCAUCUUCAAAAGGGACAAAAGUUCCGGAUGAAUAUGGAUACCUUGAUCCACUAAGGGCAUACAAGAAUGAAGAUGUAACACUACAGCUACCUGGAGAACUAACUAUAUUUGAUAUAGAGUGGCUCAGCGUUUUUGAUCUGGAGAGUAAAGAAAAAUUUGGUUUUGUCAGAAUACCAGAUGGCUUGAAUGUCCCACCAUCACUUGUUAAAGUUGUGCCUCAGAAGAACAGUUUGCCAAACUGUCUUCAGUUACAUAAAGAUCUCCAAGUUAGUUGGGAAAUAUUUGGACCACAGAUAACAAUUCAAUUGGCAGGACAGGUUGCUGAAGAUGAAUAUAUGGCUUUUGGACUUAGUGGCUCUACCGACAGAAGUCAGAUGAUAAAUUCUGAUGUUGCAGUGACAUAUGUUGAAACUUACCUCGGUCAUGCUGAUGAUUACAACAUUACUGCACAGUCUCCUUGCACUAAAGUACUCGGCCAGUACAAAGGUGUUUGUAAAGAUGGACUUCUUGGUGGAACUGAUGAUAAUCAACUCCAUACAGCAGUGAGGGAAAAUGGCAUUAAUAUAAUAACAUAUAGGAGAUCAUUAAAAUCAGCUGACGCAGGAGAUAAGGAAUUUCCUUUGGAAGGCACAUCAUACCUAGUGUGGGCCAUUGGAAGAUUGGAUAAAAACAAGGAACCUAUGUUUCAUGAUCUCUAUCCCAAAGGAGAUAUUAAAGUGGAACUCAACCGCAAGGAGAAGGAGAGUAAUUGUUUUGCUUUCACAAGAACUCACGAAAACUUUAGGGAACCCUGGGAGAAGGCACAGAUAUUUGAUAGAUCCAUCAGGACAUUCAGGGCAAUUUUAGGACCAGCAGGGGGUAAAAGAGGUUAUCAAGGAAUCACUGGUAUGACUUCAACUGGACUAGCGUGGUACAUCAAUGGUUACUUAGUUCCUGAGCUGUGGUUAAGACGGGGUCUGACAUAUUCAUUUAGCGUAUAUGGAGGCAACAAUCCACAUAGUGCAGAGACAUAUCAUCCAUUCAUUAUAACCGAUGAACCACAUGGAGGAUAUGAUAGACUUAGUGAACAGGCACAGAGGAAAGUUAGAGUACUUGCAGGGGUAGAAUUUACAAGGAGAGGACAGCCAAAACCAACUACAGCUGGCCCUUUGUGUAUUGGAAAACACAAUAAUCGAGAUAGAAGACUGGAUGAUGAUUUUGAAACCUUUAAAAAAUUUAACCGUUCGUUGAUGUUCACUUGUGAAAAAGGUGAUCCAGCAGUUCUGAAAAUAACACCAAAUACAUCAUGGCCUGAUGUUGUGUACUACCACAGUUAUACUCACCCUAACAUGGGAUGGAAGAUACAUAUUGUAGACAGCUACUACCCACCACAAGCUGCUGGUACUGCGAGAGCUACUGCAGACUUUAUUUAUUUAGUUACUGCACUUAUAGUACUUUUGUGGACUGUGAUGAAUGAUUAAUGUUAAGGUAUAUAUGUAGGUAGAUAGAUGCUUGAAAGAAAAAGAAAAUGAAUCAAUGAUAGCAGAAUCAAUUUUUAAUUAAUUUUAUUUUCGAUGUACUUGACUGUUAUUCCACAUUUUUAAAAAACUAUUUCUGUAUUCAUUGGCGUAUUCAGUAUACUGCAUUUAUAUUAGAGUUCCUAAAUAUGUGCUUCAAAUAAGAUUGUUCACAUAAGAAACAAAAUUCAGUGCACUUACUCUAUUUUUUUACUUUUUUAUGAAUUAACUAAGAUUGUACUGACUUUUGUACAAGAAGUAACUAAAUGGUAUAAAAUUUGUGAUAUGCAAAACAAAGGUGAACAGAAAAGUCAAAAUUAGUUGCAGCAUUAAAAUGAAACAAAAAACCUAGGGCAUAAAUGGGAAGUCAUCUUCAAAAAUUUCAGUUGAGGACAAAUAAGCACUUCGCGCAGAAUAAAGCAAAGAGGCUAUCAUCCAUACACAUCACAUUGAGGAAAACCACGAUGACAGUUGACAACAGUGAAAUAUUCUAACAAAGUACUAUUACCUCUUGUGAGGCACAUCAUUGUAAUGACUGAACAAUAAUUGAUUGAUUUGUGAUGCGUAGAUACAAGUAACAGUUCAGAGGCUUUACAAGCUUUUGAGUUACCACUUUUUCUUUAGUUUAUAUACAUACUCUGACAUAAACUAUACAGCCUUUCUCUCUCUCUCUCUCUCUCUCUCUCUCUCUCUCUCUCUCUCUGUGUGUGUGUGUGUGUGUGUGUGUGUGUGUGUGUGUGAGAGAGAGAGAGAGAGAGAGAGAAGAAAAGCAGCUCAAAAGCUAGUAACCUAUGUACUGUUAGGUAUGUGUACACUCGCCAUACAUUUAACAGCUAUAUGUGAGUGGUUGCUUUUCUUCAUGGAAAUUAGGUUACUAUAACAGCAUGUAAUGACAUCAUGUUUGUGUGGAAAUGGAACACCUGAAAUAAAGUAUAUUACUUUGGA